AUGUGCAACUCUACUGAAGAUGGCGGCCGACUGUCUACUGAUUACGACAAUGAUGAGUUUGAAGGAUUGCCUCCUGAUUCCGGCCAAAGUAAUCUCGAGGAACCAUUUCCUGCUCUCCCUGCGAGUACAUCUGACGAGGACAAGGAGAGGAGUGGAGAUGAUAUCACAUCGGCAAUUCAUGAUGACAAGCUUGAGAUUGUUAAGAAGCUACUUCAAGAAGAUCACGACCUCAUCGAGAAAGAGUUUGAUUAUACUUUCAAUGAAGAUGGUCCCGAGGAGAGUUGGACUAGUCGAGGGAUGACACCAUUGGCCUUUGCAGCGAGAUUAGAUCGCUUUGAAAUCUCUAAACUCCUUCUUGAAGAGGGUGCUGAUGUAUUUGCCAAAACAAAAAGCAAUGGAACAAAUACAUUCUGGCUUGCAGUUUUGCACGAACACCUAGAGCUUGCGGAUAUACUUUUAGACCGAGGAACGAAAAGCCUAUUGGAGCUCCGGAGUGAUUUUGGCGAUACGGCAUUGAUCCGAUUUGCUUUCCUUGGUGAAUUGAAGCUUGUCGCCUACCUACUCGGGAAGGAGGCAGAUAUCACGGCGAUGGAGGAUGAAUCAGGAGAUACGGCCCUUCAUGUUGCAGCAAUAGAAGGUCAUUUCGAGGUUGUCCAAAUGCUUUGGAAUGCGCGACCUGCCGAGAUCGAUAUCCUAGAGCUAAGAAACAAAUCUGGUCAAACUCCUCUCCUGGCAGCAGCCCAGUGCAAUCAAUCUGAAAUCACUAAAUUCUUACUUGACGAAGGGGCAAAGUACGACGUCCAAGACAACGAUGGAAAUACUCCUCUGCAUUAUGCUGCAAUGACAAACGACCUUGAACUUGCCCAGAGGCUUCCAAAAAAUGAGGAGAGGAGUUCCGAAAGCCCUGAUCAGCUGAAUGCAGACAAUAAGUCUAAAUAUUCUACUAUCUUGAACCGGCAAAACAAAAACCAAGACACUCCAAUUGUGUUGGCAGCAUCGAGUGAACAGACAUCUGUUUUUGACUUUCUACUUAAAUCUGGCGCAAACCUUAACGUUCGGAUCAAGAAUGGAGAUACAGUGUUGCACCGGGCUGCACAAACUGGAAAUCUUGACAUCGUCAAGAAGCUCCUGCCCGCACCCGCCGAAAAUCCCUGUCCUCUGAAGGUGCAAGGCAAUGAUCCAUCCACACAUCAAAAGGGCAAUGGAACAACCGAUUUUGCUACCUCACUGGGUAAUUUUGAUCUGAUUAAGAAUCAUCUUGGAAGCACUGGCAACGAGCAACUUCAGCAUGUGAAAAACAUGUUGGGCCAAACUCCAAUGAUGCUUGCAGCUCAAGAAGAAAUGUUUGAAGUUGUGGAAUAUCUGCUCGGCAAGAAUGAGACUUUCACUUCGAAAGGGAUGAAUUUGGAGAAGGCGAUGCUAAGUUCUGCAGAGAAUGGUUACAUUCGCCUGAUCCAAGGUCUCUGGGAGGUAUCUGAUCUUCGAGAGAUUCAAGACAGCUCUGGAAGAACCCCACUGUUGAUUGCAAGCGAUAAGGGCCAUGCCAAAAUCGUUGAAUAUCUGUGCCAAAAUGGUGCAAAAUUAGGGGUGAAAGAUGACGCGGGUUAUACUCCCAUCUUAAAUGCCGUUUGGACGGACUCCGUGGCUAUGGUGAAAUGUCUGCUCAAUCAUGGCGCAGAUCAAGCCGCAACGGGCACGUUGGGAAUGAAUGCAUUACAUCAAGCUUGUCGGACGAAAGGUCGCAGUGAAAUUUUAAGAAUUCUGCUCGCGGAUAGUCCAGAGCGUUUGCGAAAAGCGCUGUCUACAAAAGACAUGGAUGGCAAUACUCCCUUGUGUGAUGCGUUGGGUAUGGCAGAAUCUGCAGUUGAGGAUUCCAAAAUCUUUCAACUACUAGGGUCGAAGGUCUACUUUCCUCUCAACCCAGCACAGGACCGUGUGCAUAAUUUACCAGAGGGUGAAAGAGAGCGUGUUGGAACUUGGCUGAAAAAUUGGAUUCAAAAGAGACGAGCUGAAAGGAUGCAACGGAAAGAGAGAGAGGAAAGAGAGAGACGGCCAGAAAAUGAGCAGUCGAGAGGUUAUCCGAAACCACCGAGAAGUCAACCCGAUCAGCAAAAGCAGCCCGACCAGAACUACAAUCCGAACCAAAAGGAAGAGAACGAACGCAUCAAAUCAAUCAUAUACUGGGCCAUACUAAACAAUGAUGAGGAAUUGAUGAAGCUCGCCAUGACAGAAGGAGGCUAUCCAACAUUAGAAAAUGAUGAACGGCGAAAAAGUGUCACUUGGUUGCAUGUUGCUGCACUCGGCAAUUGCCCGGAUAUUGUUAGUGGUAUCAGAGAUUGGGAGACUUUGAUUCAAGCAAAGACAGAGAGAGACAUCACUCCGUUACACAUUGCUGCCAGAAUGGGCCACGACUCAGUUUUGCGCAAGCUUCUGUGGAAUCUAUCUGGUUUAGACCAGGGGAAACCUUUGAAAGACCUAGCAGCUGAUAACAUGGUUAACGUGCUGCACGCCAUAAUUCACGAAACAAAAGAUGAUGACAACCUGAUCUCACUAAUUGUUGCCAAACAAGAGGAGGACAAUAUUGCAUCAAGGGACACAAAGCAUCGAGAUAAACGGCAUGCAUUCAAAAAUCCUGAAUCUAGUGAGCAGAGUGAGAGCUACAGGAAAAGUUCGGAGGAAGAGAAAUCAGCACAUGAGAAAGGCCUGGUAUCUGAGCUGUGGGAGACAGUGAUUGCAAUAAUCCAAGCCAAAUCUCAGAUUUUCUUAGGCCCCCCAUACAGCCUGGAUGUGGAGUUUAUCAUCAAGUCUAUGGUUUCGAUGCAUGCCAUCAUGGAGAAGAGACAUUUCAGCAUUAUCACAAGUCUAAUGAUAGCUGGGCACACUGACAAGAAAGGUGAUAAACUGGAAGCUUCAACUUCAAAUAUCUUGGAGUGGACCACCAGAUAUGAAUUCUCACUGGCAUUUUGCUGGCUUCUGUCCAGUGGUGAUUAUUUUGGCGAGGAUCAUAUUAAGAGCUGCGAAAAUGCCAUCAAGCCUUCUGUAUCAGGAAAUAAAAAGCACAAUGGGCGGCUAAUCAUUGAAGCCCUGUUGCAGAAUCCGCCUCCAAUUCGCACCCGAAAGGGAGACACGAAGGCCCCGGAGUUUCUAUAUUCGAUUCCAUAUUAUGAAACUCGAAUGGGAACGGUGAUAGAAAUCUCUCGUACUGAGAGACAGAUUUAUCACAACUUGAACCUGAAGCGGUCGGAGAUUUUCGAAUUCGUCUAUGAUGGACCAGAAACGCCGAUGAAAAACGAUGAUACAUAUACCUGCAAGGCAAUCAUCGAAAAACUUCGUUCGGCUCAGCUUGAAAUAGAGACUAACCAAGCGCAAGGUGACAGUGAAAUAAAGAAGGAUGCCAAGCCAAAGGGAAGAGAGCGGGCUGGGAUUCAAUCCUCUCAAGAGAAGGUCCGAUGGCUUCAUAUCCCUGUCAACGAUCUCCGCUACGUUCAGGAACUAAUGGUCCAAGUAUCAAGAGAAAGGGGAAGAGAUAAUAACUUCUAUCGAAGUCUGAUCGAAUUUUGCCAAGGUAGUAUGCUCGAACUUGCCGCCGGAGAUGGCAACCACUACAUGAUGCCCCAUUUUCAAAGUGCAAGAAACUCAACUACAGAGAAGAAUGAGAGAUCAAAAGGCGAUUUGAAUAUGCCAUACCUUCACUGGGGCGUAAAACCUGAUCGAGAGCAAGAAAAGAGCUCAUCUCAGUUCAUUCUCAACCAGAAUUCUUCCGAAGAAGAGAAGAUAAAGCAGAGCAUUGGUUUCAAGAACUAUCUGCAUGGUUCUCUCACUCUUGAUGAAUACUAUUAUGCUGCCCUGGGUAACAUAGACGAAAGAGACGACGAUCAAGUCGUCGGUCGAUAUUUCGCCAAGCAGCUUGAGCUGAAGCAAGAACCUGAGCCUAAGGACGAAAAUAAAUCACCCCCAGCCCGCCCGAUUCUCUUGAUAGUAAUCAUAGAGUUACGCAAGGAAAAUGGCAACUCGGUGCCUAAAGCCAUGCGUGUUGCAGAGGUGAUCAGGGACACCGCUACGAACCUCUUCGAUGCCAAAGAGAUUGAGUUUUUGAGAUCUGGCAAAAAGUCACCAUUGGAUAUAUUUCGCGAAUCUAUUCAGGAGAUAGUACCGCAACGAGGAAACAAAACUCCUGAAGGAAUUUCGAAAAUCAAUUGGAUCCCUCCCAGCGAAGCGUGGAGAGCACUCGGAAACCUCGAAGAAUCCAUCUCCUCCCCAAUCCAACCUAUCAAAUCAAACCUUCCCCCCUGGGCUCGCUUCAAAAUGGGACUAAAAUUUUUGAAAGACGGGGCGAAAAAUCAUGAGGAAAAUCCAUAUGAAAACAUAGUUCAGGAGACGAGUCUCUUGGUAUUGGUGAAUGAUAUACUGGAUGAGCUGAACAUACUGCAGACUUUAGUCCGUGACCAACAACAUGUAUGCAGUCUUUGGAAAGGACCCAGACAAAAGACGCAAGUUGAGGGUGACUACUUCAGCGUUGAUGAAAGAGAUGCCGUGAUCGUUGAGAUGAUUCGAGAUGCCCAGAGUCUCCAAGAUGCCAUCAACAGACUACUGGAUUUAAAACAAAAACAAGCAACCAUCAUGGAAGCACAGGCUACUCGAAGACAGAGCGAUAGUGUCAUGGUAUUUACUGUGGUCACCGUGGUUUUUUUGCCUGCUUCAUUCCUUGCAAGCCUUUUUGCAUUGGACAUCGCUGAGUUCCCUCACGUAAAUGGAGGCGUGGUUUUCCAAGGCCGGUGGAUAUUUCCGAUUAUUUUUUCCAUUUCUCAUUAUAUUCCGACAUUCGGGGUUGCAUUCGCUUUCGCCCUCGUGUUUUUGCCUCUUGCGUUCAAGGCAAACCUUUUCAAGAACAUUUUCAAACUAUGGAGAUACAAGAGGGAACCAGGUAGCGAUGAGGAAAGUGGUGGACCUGCAAAGGGAUCGAGCUACGAAGCGCCAUCGACUGGUGAGCAAACCCACCGCUCCUCCGGUGGAUUGUCCGCUCGGGGUUUAUUCUUCCGAUCUCCCCAGAAUCUCGGGGAGGAAGCCGGGGUGACUGACGGUGGAAACCCGCACAUCAUCCAACUGCCCAAGACGCCCUGCGACAUACCCUCCGACCCGAAAAGCAUCGCUCAGCAAUGGCUCUCGGCUCUCGAGGUCCAACUCUCCUGUUCAGAGAACUUGAACAUCAAGGAGCUAUUCCAUGCUGAGUCCUGGUGGCGCGACAUGCUCGCGCUGGACUGGGACAUGCGCACCGUACACUCAGCCGCUGAGAUUCAAAGCUUCCUAAACAAACAACAGAAUGGGGCACAGCUAUCCAAGUUCCAACUGCAGGAUACGGGCAAGUUCCAGCCACGUCUGGAGCAGGUCGUAGACGGGUUGAGCUGGGUGUCUUCUAUGUUCUUCUUCGAGACUGCUGUCGGCACUGGAACAGGCAUGUUGCGCCUGACCCCGGCGGAGGAUGGAGUUUGGAGGGCCUAUGCUAUGUAUACAUCAUUACAGGAGCUCGGCUCAGCUCAGGAGCCACUUGGGAAGCGUCGAGCAGAGGGGACGACGGAGUCAAUGCCUGGUGGUCUGCCCGGGGGCACAUGGAUCGAGCGCAGGAAUCGACAGAAGGAGUUUUUGGAUGAGGAGCCCACAACUUUGGUUGUUGGGGCUGGCCAAGCUGGGUUGAAUAUGGGUGCGCGUUUGCAGAGUCUCGGCGUGUCGUGCUUGAUUGUCGACAAGAGCGAGCGUGUUGGGGAUAAUUGGCGUAACCGGUAUCGGACACUUGUCACGCACGAUCCAGCCGAAUUCACACACAUGGCCUAUCUUCCCUUCCCGCAAAACUGGCCACAGUUUACGCCGAAAGACAAACUGGGUGACUGGUUUGAAGCAUACGCCAGUAUUAUGGAGUUGAAUAUCUGGAUGCAAACCUCGAUUGUCUCAGCAGAGUACGACGAAGCUGGAGGCCAGUGGACGGUUGUCCUCGGUCGCGGCGAUGGGUCCCAACGCACCCUCCGGCCUCGUCAUCUUGUAUGGUGUACAGGACACUCAGGCGAGGCAAAAGUUCCCUCCUUCUCAGGACAAGAAUCUUUCCAGGGCAAUGUGUACCAUGGCAGCCAGCACCGUGAUGCGUCGGAAAGCGAUGUUCGUGGUAAGAAGGUUAUCGUGGUCGGAACUGGUAACAGCGGCCAUGAUAUCGCGCAGAACUAUUAUGAAAACGGUGCAGAUGUCACUUUACUGCAGCGCAGCGGGACAUAUGUUAUAACUGCCGACAAGGGUGUCUUUAUGAUGCAUAGUGGAAUGCACGAGGAUGGCGGUCCACCAACUGAAGAAUGCGAUAUCGCCUGCGAGAGUCUCCCCUGGCCUGUUCAGUUUGCUUUGAGUGUACAUAUGACGAAGAAAAUCGCCGAUGCUGAAAAGGAGACCCUAGAUGGACUCCGUCGGGCUGGCUUCGAACUUGAUUUCGGGCUAGAUGGCGCUGGUAUUGCACGCGCAUACUUUACCCGGGGCGGGGGGUAUUAUAUUGACGUCGGAUGCAGCCAACUUAUCAUCGAUGGCAAGAUCAAAGUCAAUCACAACCCGGGCGGUAUCAAUGGCUUUGGGAAACGCGAGCUGCUUUUGGCAAACGGGGACUCCCUACCGGCGGAUAUUGUUGUCCUUGCCACCGGAUAUGAUAAUAUGCGCACGACAGUGAGGAAAGUCUUGGGUGACAAGGUCGCGGAUCGGUGUUCCGAUGUUUGGGAUCUAGAUGGAGAGGGAGAGGUUCAAGCUAUGUGGCGCCCCAGUGGUCAUCCGGGCUUCUGGUACUUCGGCGGAAACCUCGCCUUGUGCCGGAUCUACUCUAAGUUUUUGGCACUUCAGAUCAAGGCUGUUGAGUCUGGAUUAUCAAAAGGUGUACGGCAGUAG
This is a messenger RNA of Penicillium expansum, 6909 nucleotides long. RefSeq names its product Mg2+ transporter protein, CorA-like/Zinc transport protein ZntB. The transcript has 17 exons. NCBI's taxonomy places the organism in Eukaryota, Fungi, Ascomycota, Eurotiomycetes, Eurotiales, Aspergillaceae. Gene Ontology annotation, cellular component: membrane. Gene Ontology annotation, molecular function: protein binding; NADP binding; N,N-dimethylaniline monooxygenase activity. Gene Ontology annotation, biological process: metal ion transport; transmembrane transport. The record is from RefSeq and is a predicted model, not a curated record. The coding region runs from base 1 to 6909 and encodes 2302 amino acids.